AUGUCAUUCUACACAGUUACCAAGAUCAUCCUCUUUCUCGCACUCUGGGGAGCUGGAGGGUUCGCCCAUAUGCAGAUGAGCAAGCCGCUUCCCAUUCGAAGUCCUCUGGACUUAUAUCCCACCGGGCCUGUGGACUACGGUUAUACCAACCCAUUGAAUGCGUCCGGGAAAAAUUAUCCUUGUAAAGGGUACGAAAAGGAUCCUUUUUUCUCUCGGGCAUUCUAUGUCCCGGAGUCGUCAUACGAAACCAAGAUUCAAGGACAUGCACCACAUGGAGGAGGCUCUUGCCAGCUUUCGCUGAGCUAUGACCAAGGUCGGAGCUUCAGAGUCAUUCAAUCCAUGAUAGGAGGAUGUGAGAUCUUUAUCGCAAACAUCAAUGGUGAAGGGAAAUGCGUUACUUUCGAGGAACAAGACGUUAGCUUCCCUCUUCCGGGUCCCAAGGUCAUUGGGAAGUCUGAUUCCAAGGGAUACAAUUGCACUGAAGAUGCUGCAUUUCUGGACAAGAGUCCAACUAAGCAAGAUCCCAAUCCUAAGAACAACUCAGGCCAGAUAUCGCUGCAUGUGUCCGACCUCAAACUACAAAUAAUCCCCAUACUUUUCUGUUUGCUGCUAAAUUAG
Messenger RNA from Penicillium brevicompactum, 618 nucleotides. RefSeq lists its product as uncharacterized. The record is from RefSeq and is a predicted model, not a curated record. The transcript has 2 exons. Bases 1 to 618 code for a protein of 205 amino acids. NCBI's taxonomy places the organism in Eukaryota, Fungi, Ascomycota, Eurotiomycetes, Eurotiales, Aspergillaceae.